CGGGAGCAUUUGUUUCCCGCCGGGGCGUAUUGCUGGGGUCCAGUCUGGCCGCAGUGGCGGCGGGAGCGCAAGCCGGGCCGCGGGAUCUCCGGGUCCAACGCCACCGCGCAGAGAACAGCCUGGGGCCGGCUUCCGAGGUGCUUCCCACCGGCUCGGACCGGGGCCGAGGCAGGUACUGAGCACUGCGGCGCCGAGUGACGCCCAGAGGGAAGUGCGUGGAUCACAGAGACUGUGGGGCUAGAGGGGCCCGCCGCGGAGACUCCCGGGGAGGCUAGCGAGGCCCCCAGCCCGCCGAGCGUCAACCCGGUCGCUGCGCUGGCCUCUGGGUGCGGGAUGAGAGGCUCUAGGCUGUGUUUACAGGUCUUCAAGAGCUGCCCACACCCGAAGAGCCAUCGCAUCUCCCGCCCAGAAAUCCGGCCCGACUGCGGCAGGACCUUCAAGCUCUGCAGCGAGGCCUCGCUUCAUACACCGGACCCGUUGGGGUCGGCUCGCACCUGUCCGCUCUGUCCCCGUGUUUGCAAGAUGCCCAGCAGCUGGCCCAGCAUAUCCGGAUCUUCAAGGCUGGAAGGCAUUGCCCUGUCGGUGGAGAGGCCGCAGGGGCUCCUUAGAAGCUCUUGUUUCUGGUACAGCAGCUGCCGCUCCAGAUGCUGCUGCUUCCUCCCCGGCCACCCCAUCCGCGGUCCUCCUCCCCGGAGACCAUGGACCCGCCGCCCCCCAAGGCUCCCCCUUUCCCUAAGACGGAAGGCCCUCCUUCCACUCCAUCCUCGGCGGCAGGGCCCCGACCCCCGCGGCUGGGCCGCCACUUGCUCAUCGACGCCAACGGGGUGCCCUACACAUACACGGUGCAGCUGGAGGAGGAGCCCCGGGGCCCGCCUCAGCGCGAGGCGCCGCCGGGAGAGACCGGCCCUCGCAAGGGCUACAGUUGCCCGGAGUGCGCCCGUGUCUUUGCCAGCCCUCUGCGGCUGCAGAGCCACCGCGUGUCGCACUCGGACCUCAAGCCCUUCACGUGUGGCGCCUGCGGCAAGGCCUUCAAGCGCUCCAGCCACCUGUCGCGGCACCGUGCAACGCACCGCGCCCGCGCUGGCCCGCCGCACACCUGUCCACUCUGCCCACGCCGUUUCCAGGACGCAGCGGAGCUGGCGCAGCACGUGCGCCUCCACUAAGUUCCAGACCCGCCUGUGUUCCACGUCUGACCCACACAGUGUCACUCCCACACACAGUUCCUGGCCUGGCUAAUGUUACUGCCUUACCCUGGGCCUCAGUUUCCCCAUCUAUCCAAAGGGAGAAACAUUCCUUCCUUUCUUCCCUCCCUCUAACUGUGUGAUGUAGUCGUUGCCCCUCCCUGGGCUUGUGAGCUGGUGGAAAGUGGGUUCCCGCCCGGCUGUGCUGUGUGAGCCUUUGCAAGUGACAUAACGUCUCUGAGCCUUGGUUUGCUGCACCAAAGUGCUGAACAGUUCUUGUCUGCGUGGAAGAUUUGACAAAAAGGUCACAGGCACGGUCCGGUUCACUUCUGUAUCAACUCCCUUCCACCCACCUCACCCCUUAAUAAACAUUCCACAUUCCA
This is a messenger RNA of Manis javanica (Malayan pangolin), 1564 nucleotides long. The record is from RefSeq and is a predicted model, not a curated record. NCBI's taxonomy places the organism in Eukaryota, Metazoa, Chordata, Mammalia, Pholidota, Manidae.